AGUACAUGCUAUCUGUUUUAUCUAGGCUUUGGACUGUUCGAAGAGAAUCUCUAAACUCAACCAUGAGUGUUUCCCACGAAACCUGCCUCCUGGACCAGGUGCUGGAGCUGAUUAUGAAUGAGAAGCCCCCCAACACUGCCAGCCUUUUCCUGAACGAGGACACCGACAAGCCCCCCCUCCCCAAUCGAGGCCUCUGGCGGCGGCUACGUAGGGCCAUGCAGAAGAGAGCGGCCAGCAUCCAGGACAGGAUGAGCACCAUCAAUAAGGAGAGCGUCAAGGGCUUCCUGAGACGCAACCUCUUUGUCCUCCUCACCAUCGCAGCAGUGGCUCUGGGUGUCAUGCUGGGUUUCGCCCUGCGGCCCCACAACCUGACCCUCAGGGAGAUCAAGUACUUUGCCUUCCCUGGAGAGCUGCUGAUGAGGAUGCUGCAGAUGCUGGUUCUGCCUCUCAUCGUCUCCAGCCUGGUCACAGGUAUUUCCUCUCUGGACAGCAAAGCGUCUGGGAAGAUGGGAAUGCGGGCUGUGGGUUAUUACAUGUUGACCACCCUCAUCGCUGUCUUCAUUGGCAUCGUCAUUGUGAUUGUCAUCAAACCAGGGAAAGGCCAUAGGGACAGCCCAGUGGCCUCUAGCGGUACCAUAGAGCCGGUACACGCAGCUGACGCCUUCCUGGAUCUCAUCAGGAACAUGUUCCCUCCUAAUUUGGUGGAAGCCUGUUUCAAGCAGUACAAAACGGUCUACAAGAGGACCAUCCACACAAAGAACGUGACUGUUGCCCUCAGUCUGACUGACUCCCUCAACGCUACAGAGGCUGCCUUGGCUGUUAACAUGAGCAGAGUGCUGCAGACCAUCCAGGAGACAGUGGUGGAGAUGAUCCCUGUGUCUGGUUCCUCUAACGGGGUGAACGCCCUGGGUCUGGUGGUGUUCUCCAUGUGCUUCGGCCUGGUCAUUGGCAGCAUGAAGCAGCAGGGACAGGCCCUCAGGGACUUCUUUGACUGCCUCAACGAAGCCAUCAUGCGCCUGGUGGCCAUUGUCAUCUGGUAUGCUCCAGUGGGCAUCCUGUUCCUCAUAGCAGCUAAGAUCGUGGAGAUGAAGAAUCUGGCCGAGGUGGGAGGUCAGCUGGGGAUGUACACGGUGUCUGUCAUCGUGGGGCUGCUCAUCCACGGCUUGUUUGUCCUGCCCCUGCUCUACUUCCUGGUCACCAGGAAGAACCCCUACACUUUCAUGGCUGGCCUUCUGCAGGCCCUCAUCACAGCACUGGGAACAUCCUCUAGCUCUGCCACCCUGCCCAUCACCUUCCGCUGUCUGGAGGAGAACAACCGUGUGGACAAGAGAGUGACACGCUUUAUCCUUCCCGUGGGUGCCACCAUCAACAUGGAUGGCACUGCCCUCUACGAAGCCGUGGCAGCCAUCUUCAUCGCCCAAGUCAACGACAUGGAACUCAACUUUGGCCAGAUCCUCACCAUCAGUAUCACAGCAACAGCUGCCAGCAUCGGCGCAGCAGGCAUCCCACAGGCUGGUCUGGUUACCAUGGUAAUCGUAUUGACAUCGGUGGGACUACCCACAGAGGACAUAACGCUGAUCAUCGCUGUGGAUUGGUUCCUGGAUCGCUUAAGGACUACCACCAACGUGCUGGGGGACUCUAUCGGUGCAGGCAUCGUGGAGCACCUGUCUCGCCAGGAGUUGCAGAGCCAGGAUGUUGAGGUGGGCAACUCAGUGAUUGAAGAGAAUGAGAAGCCCUACCAGCUCAUCUGCCAGAAAAACGACUCAGUGAAGCAUCGCAACAGUGAGACCCCCAUGUAGGGGUUACGACUGUCUGAAAGCAUCCACUAGCCGCUACCGUAUUUCUUCAGUGUUUGUAGAUAUGGAGGUACUGGAUAGGUGUAAGUAAUAUGGGGAAAGCUAUUGGAUGCCUAGGUGGAGCCAUCAUCAUAUUACUAACACUUAUCUGGGUAACUUCAGAUCUGCAAACACUGUAGGGAUAGUGGCUGGAGAUUGUUUUGACACUGUUAACCAUAUCAACUCAUAUCAACUGUUUUGGUCCUUUCAGUCCAAAUCUGAGAUGCAUCUCAAUUGUCUAGAGCAGUGUUUCCCAAACUUUUUAUAGUCCUGUGCCCCUUCAAACAUUCAACCUCCAGCUGUACCCCCUCUAGCACCAGGGUCAGCACACUCUCAAAUGUUGUUAUUUGCCAUCAUUGUAAGCCUGCCACACACACAUUAUAUGAUACAUUUAUUAAAUGUAAAAAUUAGUGUGAGUUUUUGUCAUAACCCUGUCCUAUAGGACCAGGGCACAAAUAAUAAUAUAUUCAUAAUAAAUAAUUUUGCUCUUUAUUUAGCCAUCUUACAUAUGAACUUUAUUUGUUCAUCUAAAAUUGUGAAUUACUCACCACAGGUUAAUGAGAAGGGUGUGCUUGAGGAUGCACAUAACUCUGCAAUGUUGGGUUGUAUUGGAGAGAGUCUCAGUCUUAAAUCAUUUUCCACACGCAUUCUGUGCCUGUAUUUAGUUUUCAUGCUAGUGAGGGCCGAGAAUCCACUCUCACAUAGGUAUGUGGUUGCAAAGGGCAUCAGUGUCUUCACAGCGCGAUUUGCAGCUACUCUGAGCGCAGCCCAAUAAAGAAAUCUGGCAGUGGCUUCUGAUUAAAUAAAAUUUUCACAGAACAGCUUAUGGCAAUUUCGAUGAGGCUCUCUUGUUCAGAUAUCGAUAAGUGGACUGGAGGCAGGGCAUGAAAGGGAUAACGAAUCCAGUUGUUUGUGUCAUCCGUUUCGGGAAAGUACUUACGUAGUUUCGCACCCAACUCACUCAUGUGCUUCGCUAUGUCACAUUUGACAUUGUCCAUAAUCUUGAGUUCAAAUGCACACAAAAAAUCAUACAAUGAUGGAAAGACCUGUGUGUUGUCAUUGUUAAUGCAGACAGAGAAGAGUUCCAACUUCUUAAUCAUAGACUCCAUUUAGUCCCGCACAUAGAAUAUAGUUGCGGAGAGUCCCUGUAAUCCUAUAUUCCGAUCAUUCAGGCGAGAAAAAACAUCACCCAGAUAGGCCAGUCGUGUGAGAAACUCGUCAUCAUGCAAGUGGUCAGACAUGUGAAGAUUAUGGUCAGUAAAGAACUUUAAGCUUGUCUCUCAAUUAAAAAAAAUGUGUCAAUACUUUUCCCCUUGAUAACCAGCGCACUUCUGUAUGUGGUAAAAGCAUUACAUGAUCGCUACCCGUAUCGUUGCAUAGUGCAGAAAAUACACAAGAGUUCAGGGGCCUUGCUUUAACAAAGGUAACAAUUUUCACUGUAGUGUCCAAAAUGUCUUUCAAGCUGUCAGGCAUUCCCUUGGCAGCAAGAGCCUCUCGUGGAUGCUGCAGUUUACCCAUGUGGCAUCGGGAGCAACUGCUUGCACGUGUGUUACCACUCCACUGUGUCUCCCUGUCAUGGCUUUUGCACCAUUAGUACAGAUACCAACGUAUCUUGACCACCAAAGUCCAUUUGAUGUCACAAAGCUGUCCAGUACCUUAAAAAUAUCCUCUCCUGUUGUCCUGGUUUCCAGAAGAGGAUGUCUUCCUUAAUUGACCCCCCGUAAACGUAACGGACAUAUACCAGGAGCUGUGCCAGCUGUAACACAUAGAAUUCACUGGCUUGUAAGCGAAGCAGUUAUUGUUUCAAAACAUCUCCUGCCAUGUCACUGAAGCAUCGUGAAACAGUGUUUGAAGAAGUCAUUGUCUGUAUAGUUUUUUUGGCCUUUACCCCAGCAUUGUCCCAGCCAUAUCCGCGGCAGCAGGAAGAAUGAAGUCCUCCACAAUAGUAUGGGGCUUGCCUGUCCUAGCCACUCGGUAGCUCACCAUAUAAGAUCCUUCUAGCCCCUUCUUACUAAUGGUAUCUGUUGCUUUUUGCACAUAUAACACACCGUGGCUGAGGAAAGCCACUACUCCCAAUAUAAGUGAACCCCAUUUAGUUCUCAUCAUAUUUGCUCCUCUUCGAUGGUCCAAUAUCCAUCUGUUGUUUGGGGCAGAAGCUCUUCGGCUGCAACAGAUUCACAAAUGUAGAAUUACUGAUGCUAGCAUUGGAUGUGCUUGUGGAAGCAGAACAACUUGUGUCGUUGACAGGUGCAGGUGUAGUACUGCUGGUGUGUCUCUAUGGACGAGGGCCUUACAAGCGGAAUGAGCAGCAGCUACGUUUGGCUACAUACGGACCGUUAGUGGAAUUCCCGUGAGAGAGUAAUGGUUAAUAGGUUUGGAUGUUAAUUAUUUGAGUAGGCUACCUGUAUUUGACAUUGUGUUGUUAUUUUGCUGAACACUAGAUGGUUUCAUUUUAUUUUUGGCAGUGAAACGAGGCUCCUCAGGCGAGAAAUAAACCUUACCCAAAUGUAUAGCCCUGUUGGAAAAUAUAAAUGGACCAUUUGAAAAUGUUAUUUUUUUAUUUUUUUUUGUUACAUUUUUUUAUUUGGCAUACCCCCGACGGAAUCCCCAGUUUGGGAAUACCUGGUCUAGAGGAAACUGAUGUGAAGUAACUGGACAGGUGAAAUCAAAUUUCUCAUAGAUAUCUAGCUACUAUAUUGUUUUCACUUAUGUUAUGUGUUCAUAACAGUAGAGACCACUUCUGACUGUUGUUAUGUACUCUGUAUAGGAUUGAUUUUCAUGAACAAGAAAAUAAAUGCCAUUCAAUGGCCUUUUUAGAAUUAGUGAAUAAAUGGGAUAUCCAUUUGUAUACUCACAAUCAAUUAGCUGGUUCUGUUGCAUGGCUUGAUUUUUAGUUUAUUGUUCUAUAUUUUGCCUCUUUAAGUUGGUGGUUAUUCUUUUUAAUGUGAAUCUACCUCUAACAUUCAAGUGUACAUUAUGCUUUCUCUUGAGUCAUUUUAUUUUCUGCCCCAAACACUACCAAGAGGUAAUUUUUAUUCCGUAUUAUCCAUGCUACCAACUUUGAUAAGCAUUUUUUCUACGGUUUCAAAAACAAGUAUUGAAUUUAUGAUGUAAUGUACUGUAGUUUACUUGAUCUGUCAAUUGAAUCAACGUGAAUGUAUACAGUAAAUAUUUGUACCGAUAUCUGUUUUAUACUUGGGUGAUUUCUAUGUUACUUAUUGAGCUAAAUUGGGGUUAGACUUUGUUUUUCAAAACAAUAUUUGUAACAAAGAUGUAUUUUCAGUGUUAACUAGUGUUACUUAACUGAACAUAUUUUGGUACUAGUCACUUAAGUCUGAAGUAUGUGAAAGUAUUACUGUAUGCUUGCUUUGAAUAGGAAUGUUGAUAUCAUUGGGGCUGUUGUAUGUUUCUGUGUGUAGUAAAGAUGGACAAAAGAAUGUUACAUAGCCUACUGAAUUACUUGAUAUGUUUCUCCCCCAAUGUUGCUAUGGUUUAUAUUUUAGGGCUUGAAUCCAUCCCUCUUUGUUUGAGUGUUGUGAGACUUUUCAAUGUGAGGGUUGAAUAUCCAUUUGUAGAAUAUAAGGGAGAUCUUCAUGUAUUUCUUGUAUUUUCUUCAUAACUAAAAAGUUCACCAGAUAUUCCCUUUCCUUGAUGCUGUAAUCGUACCUGGCCAUUUCAGUUCAACGUCUGGUGCUUUAUCGAUGAAAGCACUAUAGCCAGAUGUGGUACAUUUGAUUAUGGCUUUUCUCUUUGAUUUAACUGUUGAAAAAAGUGGAAAAAUGUCUAAAACAUAAUUUGAAAGCAAUUAAGUUGAAUAUUAAGUGGGGAAGGUUUUAAAAGUAAGUAGGCCUACUGUGUAUGUAGUUACGUAAAAACUCAACCUGACUGUGGUUGAGAGCAUAUUGUUGUAAUGUGUGACUCUUGUUUAAUGUAUUAAAUGGUUGAUUUAUG
Oncorhynchus masou masou (cherry salmon) is the source of this 5786-nucleotide messenger RNA. Its product is annotated as excitatory amino acid transporter 1-like. Gene Ontology annotation, biological process: L-glutamate transmembrane transport. NCBI's taxonomy places the organism in Eukaryota, Metazoa, Chordata, Actinopteri, Salmoniformes, Salmonidae. Bases 6 to 1799 code for a protein of 597 amino acids. The record is from RefSeq and is a predicted model, not a curated record. The transcript is spliced from 11 exons. Gene Ontology annotation, cellular component: plasma membrane. Gene Ontology annotation, molecular function: glutamate:sodium symporter activity; neutral L-amino acid transmembrane transporter activity; L-glutamate transmembrane transporter activity.